This is a messenger RNA of Brienomyrus brachyistius, 3246 nucleotides long. Its product is annotated as matrix metalloproteinase-16-like. Gene Ontology annotation, biological process: extracellular matrix organization; collagen catabolic process; proteolysis. Lineage: Eukaryota; Metazoa; Chordata; Actinopteri; Osteoglossiformes; Mormyridae. Gene Ontology annotation, cellular component: extracellular matrix. The transcript is spliced from 10 exons. Gene Ontology annotation, molecular function: metalloendopeptidase activity; zinc ion binding. The record is from RefSeq and is a predicted model, not a curated record. The coding region runs from base 434 to 2284 and encodes 616 amino acids.
CUUGGCUAUUGCCGGAUCCAUAUGAUUUGGCCCGAAAGGCAGCUUUCAUGACGCGCUGCUUCGCACCCGGGCCAGGAGGGGCUCGCAGUUAUAUGCGGCUUCGUCCGUGCUCCCUCAGAGCGCAGGCGCCGACAGCCGGGCAGCUAUGUCGAUCCGCCCGAGAAGCCUAAACAGAAGCGACUGAUCGGCGUGUAAGAACCGCUUUAUCACGCAGGAGCCUGGGGCCGUAGAUCGGUGGAAGAGGGGGAGGAAGCGCCGUCGCAUCUGCGUCCGGCCGAUUUUUCCUCGCCUUAUCCGCACAUUCAGUACCUGGGCACCUCCGCUCUCCUUCCCGAUGCUUUUCUCCAUCUGAGCCGCGGGGAAUUAUUUCACUUCACUUUGCUUUUUAUUAUUAUUGUUUUUUUAAAUAAAUCAAAGAAACUGCACACGGGUCAUGAUGAUUUUAUUAUCGCUUCAUAACAGAAGAUGCUUAUAUAGCGCUAGUCCCGGGGCGUUGUGCUUGCAGUUUCUGCUAUGGAUCUUAUGUGUCGUUUGCGGAGAGGAGCAGCCGUUCAGCGUGGAGGCCUGGCUGCAGCGGUAUGGAUACCUCCCACCCACUGACCCCCGGAUGUCGGUGCUGCGCUCCGCCCAGACCAUGCAGUCAGCUAUCGCUGCUAUGCAGCGCCUGUACGGCCUCAACAUCACGGGCAUGCUGGACAGAAGCACCAUCGACUGGAUGAAGAAACCCCGGUGCGGGGUGCCAGAUCAGCUGGGAGGGGCUUCCCGGUUCAACGUGCGGAGGCGACGGUACGCCCUCACGGGACAGAAGUGGCAGCACAAGCACAUCACCUACAGCAUAAAGAACUUCACGCCUAAGGUGGGGGCAGAGGAGACGCACAGUGCCAUCCGGAGGGCCUUCCAGGUGUGGCAGGGGGUGACACCCCUGCGUUUCGAGGCCGUCCCCUACAGCGCCCUGGAGAAUGGGCGCCGCGACGUGGACAUCACCAUCAUCUUUGCCUCUGGUUUCCACGGCGACAGCUCGCCCUUUGACGGCGAGGGCGGCUUCCUGGCACACGCCUACUUCCCUGGGCCCGGCAUCGGGGGUGACACACACUUCGACUCGGACGAGCCCUGGACCCUGGGGAACCCCAACCACGAUGGAAACGACCUCUUCCUGGUGGCGGUGCACGAGCUGGGCCACGCCCUGGGCCUGGAGCACUCCAACGACCCCACGGCCAUCAUGGCCCCCUUCUAUCAGUACAUGGACACGGAGAACUUCAGGCUGCCCAAUGACGACCUGCAGGGCAUCCAGAAGAUUUAUGGUCCGCCGGACAAGGCACCGCAGCCAACACGGCCGCUACCCACAGCCCCGCCCCCGCGCUCUCACGCCCCCUUGGACCCCCGCAAGCAUGACCGCCAGACGAGGCCCCCCCGGCUGCCCACGGGUGACAAGCCCCCCUAUGGCGGGGGCCGCCCGGACAUCUGCGAGGGGGGGUUCAACACACUGGCCAUCCUGCGCAGGGAGAUGUUUGUGUUUAAGGACCAGUGGUUCUGGCGGGUCCGGGACAAUGCGGUGAUGCCAGGCUACCCCAUGCAGAUCUCCUACUUCUGGAGGGGUCUGCCCCCCAAGGUGGACGCCGUCUAUGAAAACAGCGAGGGGAAGUUCGUCUUCUUCAAAGGGAACCGCUUCUGGGUGUUCAAGGACACGGUGCUGCAGCCGUCCUACCCACAGGACAUCUCCAUGUUCAGUAGAGGGAUGCCGGCGCAGAGCAUCGAGGCAGCCGUCUGGUGGGAGGACGUGGGCAAGACAUACUUCUUUAAAGGUGACAGGUACUGGCGCUACAGCGAGGACAUGCGCACUAUGGACCCCGGGUACCCUAAACCCAUAUCCGUCUGGAAGGGCAUCCCCAACUCCCCACAGGGGGCGUUUGUGGACAAAGCCAACGGCUUCACAUACUUCUACAAGGGCAAAGAGUACUGGAAGUUCAACAACCAGAAGCUGCGUGUUGAGCCAGGAUACCCACGCUCCAUCCUGAAGGACUUCAUGGGCUGCGACGGCUCAAUGGACCGGGAUCCGGACACGGGUCGGGACCGUGAGCGGCGCCCCCCAGUGGAGGAGGACGACGUGGACGUGGUGAUCAAGCUUGAGAGUGCGGCAGGCACAGUGAAGGUGGUAGCCAUUGUGAUCCCGUGUGUGCUGGCGCUCUGCCUGCUGGUGCUGCUCUACACGGUGGUGCAGUUCAAGCGUAAGGGCACGCCGCGCCACAUACUGUACUGCAAGCGCUCCAUGCAGGAGUGGGUGUGAAGCCCCGCCCUCGCCCGGGACACCGCCCCCAACCUUCUUCAGCUUCUAUUGGCUGUUAGGACAGGGGGGAGUGGCCUUCCACAUAACCACUCCUUAAUCUGAGAGGGGGAGGGGUUCAUUAUCUUCCCUCCCCUUCCUAUUGGCUCAGCGCGUCCGUGAAACGGGGGCAGGGACUUCAGCUCGGGGCCCUUCCCAUGAUGCACUGCGGCGUCAUUUUCUUUGGCGGUAAAAAUCGGCAGCACAUCUACUUCUCAAUUCCCCCCAUUCGCCCACAACUAAAGCAAACUUUCUGGAAGACCUCAGAGGAAUCCCGAAAUCACCCUCCUCUUUAAGAUUUAGUUUUUUUUUUUUUUUAUCCUUCAAGCUAUUUAUUUUCAUGGACAGUUUACGGAUCACCUUUCAAUGAUUCCCACUUCCGAGGGAGAGAGAGGCCCAAACCAAAAACUCUCAUCCCAAAAGAGGACCACUUUCUCUUUAUUCCUUUGCCACUUCUGGAGUUCCUUCUGUCCUCCUUCUGUACUCCUUCUCUCCUCCUCUGCCUCAGGAGCUGGGAGACCCUGACUAUUGUGGCAGCCUGUCCGAAAACAGCAGCACAGGCGAUCUGCAAUGUUUUAUCCGCCUUAAUUACAGAUCGCAUCCUUCUGGUUUUUUUUUCUGUGUUUUCUUUCUUAUGCUGCUUCUAUUUGUACAAAAGAGAAAUGGCCAGGCUGAUCACAGACCCCCUGAGCCCUCGCCUCUCCUCUGACUGACGGGCCUUUGCAUAAAGUGAAAGACGCCAGCGGUGCGCCAUCACGUUUCCGUAAGCGUGCGGCUCGCUCCAGUCGCAACGUAAGGUUAUGAAAAGUGGAAAUGAAGAUUUCCCAUCAUGCUCCUGUCUUCAAUCCAGGGCAGAAUGUUGUUUGCUCUUCAAUUCAGGGGGAAGCUCAUCUCAUUAUUAUUAAAUUCUGCUCAGAUUUUUUUUA